GAUGCUUGGGCCGAACUGGCCCAGCAGACAUAUUUAACUUCAAACAAAUAAAAAUCUCGAAUCUAAAGUCAUUAGUAGAAGGUCAUCUUAGAGAGUUGAGUUUGCUGAAGCUUUUGUUCAAUUUCAGCUACGAAAUCCUCCUUAAAAGCGACACAGGAGGUAACUUGCUUGGCACGGCUGUAAGCAUGAAUUCAGAAGAAUAUUCAAAGUCUCAUACUAAACCAGUUAUCACUCUAACUGGGACUGCUGAAAAAUGUGCAGUUGGACCGCCUCUUGGUUUGGUUGACAUAGGCGAAAGUGAAAAUGCAUAUCUUUUUCGUGUUGCACUUCCUGGUGUAAGACAUAAAUGUAAUAUAAAAUGUGACAUACAGAGAGAAGGGAGAGUCCGGAUAGAAGGUGUGGUUGCAGAGAGUGAGGUUUUGAAAAAGUCACCCAAGGGUUAUGAGAUGAAAGUUCAGCAGCUUUCUCCUCCUGGUCCUUUUACUGUAUCGUUCAGUUUGCCAGGACCUGUUGAUCCCAGACUAUGUUCCCCACAUUUUAGAGCAGAUGGCAUUCUGGAAGUCAUUGUAAUGAAAUACCGGAUACCUCUUGUUUCAGCUGAAGGUUUGCCUGAGAAUUGGUACAAUGGCUCUUUCCCAGCUCCUUGAAUUCCAGUUGGUCCACCUUCCCCUAAGAAACAUGGGAUUAAUUUGUUUCGUAACUUUUCUCAUUAAUAUAGCACAGCAUUAACAACUUACCAACUUCUGGGGGCCAUACCUGUACAACAAGGGAUUUUGCAUUAUAUGUUUCAUUGGAAAUUUUGGCUAUGCUGACUUGAUUUUGAACCAAGUGUAGUAUUGUGGAAAAAAAAACUUGGAGUAUUGACAUCUUUUCCAUCUUUA
Molecule: messenger RNA, 881 nt
Organism: Lycium barbarum (goji berry)
Lineage: Eukaryota; Viridiplantae; Streptophyta; Magnoliopsida; Solanales; Solanaceae
Product: increased DNA methylation 3
Exons: 3
Coding region: 186-647 (153 amino acids)
Cellular component (GO): nucleus
Source: RefSeq, a predicted model, not a curated record